This is a messenger RNA of Silurus meridionalis, 6952 nucleotides long. It is a transcript of the gene parp4, whose product is annotated as poly (ADP-ribose) polymerase family, member 4. Bases 122 to 5698 code for a protein of 1858 amino acids. Lineage: Eukaryota; Metazoa; Chordata; Actinopteri; Siluriformes; Siluridae. The record is from RefSeq and is a predicted model, not a curated record. The transcript has 40 exons. Gene Ontology annotation, molecular function: NAD+ poly-ADP-ribosyltransferase activity.
GGGAAUCCGGGAAGUCACUCCAUGUUUAAUAACACCACUUUCUUCUUUCAGUUCCGUCUGCGUCUGAAUAAAUCUGUAUUGCUUUACAAUCUUUAUUGGCUUAUAUUUACGAGUGCAAGUGAUGGCUGUAUUCAGUGACUGCUCUGUGGUUCUAGACCUAAAAAAUGCCCCAUAUAAAGAGAAAAAGAAGUUGAUGACUGCUGUUUUGGACAAUGGGGGAAAUAUAGCUUAUGUAGUGAACCAGAAGAGUUCGUUUGUGGUUGCGACCAGCCUGGAGACUAUAAGCAUCAGCAAGUGGAGGAACGCUCAGAGACACAAGAUUCCCGUGGUCAGUGUACAGUAUGUGUGGAGCUGCCUGGAGAAGGGAGUCCUUCUACCUGUUCAAGAGCAUGUCUUCAAGCCACCGAGCUCAGACCUCACACCAAAACCAGCUCCAUUCUCUGGGCUAAAGUUCAGAGAUCAGCCCCAAAACAGUGGCAUUUAUCAUGAAAAACCAGAGCUUGAGGUGAAGGAUGGCGCGUACCUGGGCCGGUUCAGAUUGUACAGGGAGAAUGAUCACGAUAUUCCAGAAUUUCCUCCCGAUUUCCAAAUUGCAAAAUACUCCAUUUUGGCCAAGGCUCAGCCCAAGACUUGGUCAGUUCUGGAGCUUCAGAGCACCAAAGGCCAAGCAGGACGGCAAUAUCGUGUUGUGAGCUCCAUCAUACAUGAGGCAGAGAAGAGUGCAGUGUGUGAUAAGCAGGUGCACAGCUGUAGCUCUGAGGAUGCUGUGGAGGCGUAUCUGAUGCUGAGCAACGAGCUGCAGCUCCAAGGCUUUACUCAGACACAAUCACUUCCCCCAUGGGCUGAAAAGCUGACCUCUCACAGUCUUCAGCAGCUUCUGCUGGAGGAGAAGCUGAACUGCAGUACAGUCUUACAGGAAGUGGGGGUCUUUCUGGAACUCAUCUGGACAGAAGCUCUCGGUUCACUUAGCGGUAUCCUGACCGUCCCAGUGACCAGCAUCAGUCUCAAUGAUGUGAGCAGAGUGGAAGGAUUACUGCUGCAGGUUCAGAAGACUCAGAAUGAGGAUGAAGUCAAGGAUCUGCUGAAGGAAGUCAACACUCUGCUACCCGUCAGCAUGAAGGAGCCGGAAUCAGUACCCAAGCUGGUGUCCCAGAAACUCGAUCUCUGUCAGCUGAUCAGAGAUAUUCUGAACGUGACGGAGGUGACUUUGGGAAACCCCUUUCCGUCCUCUUUGGGGAAAUAUCGUGCUCUGAGGUGCAGUAUUGAGCAGGUGCCAUUUGAAAGCCCAGAGUUUCUGUCUGUCUCCCAUCUUCUGCAGGAUAGGCCGGCUCAGAUCCAGAAGAUACUGCGUGUCAGUAGAGGAACAGAGCUUCUUAUGUUUAGGAAUGAACUCGACAACAUUAAGCCUCUCCUCCAUUCCACUGCUUCCAGCAGCCUGGUGGGAAUCCUGUCUCGGGGUCUAUUACUGCCCAGGGUUGGAGUAGAGCAGCAUGGGGUUGAAAGAACAGACAUUGGGAAUCUGGGAAGUGGCAUCUACUUCAGUGACUCGCUAAACACAUCAAUCAAGUAUUCAAAACCCAGUGUUAAUGAUGGUUGUCGGCUGCUGCUGGUGUGUGAUGUGGCUCUGGGACAGUGUAAAGACCUGGACAAAAGGGAUUUCACUUUGACCUCUGCCCCUGAGGGUUACAACAGCGUGCAUGGAGUUCGCCGUACAGAAAAAACACACUCUGAUUUUGAGGAUGAUGAAUAUGUGGUGUAUAACACAGACCAGAUCAGGCUGAAAUAUGUAGUUCAAUAUUUUCUACCUGACGAUGAAGUGAAGGACUUUCAGCCUCAUGUUAACACGACAUUAGCACCUCCACAUUUUUCUUCAUCUUCCCUCCUCUUGCCCAGUGAUGAUGGUGAGGGUUUGGGCGAGACUAAGAACCCUCUGGAGGAGGUCACAGCUGGUUUAUUGGACAGUAAUGGUCAGACGCUCCCCCUGAAGGCUGUACAUGUGAGAUGUAAGCUAUUGGACCUUAUCUCUCAGGUUGUCAUUUUCCAGACCUACACAAAUACCAGCAGUGUUCCUAUCGAAGCAAAGUAUGUCUUCCCUCUAGAAGAGACAGCAGCAGUGUGCGGUUUUGAAGCCUUUAUUAAUGGAAAGCAUGUGAUUGGAAAGGUAAAGGAGAAGGAGCAGGCACGUAAAGAAUACAAGCAGGCCAUAGAGAAAGGUCAUGGAGCCUACCUGAUGGACCAGGAUGCACCAGACGUGUUCACCAUCAGUGUGGGAAACCUGCCACCUGGAGCGACAGUGCUGAUCAAAGUAACGUUCAUCACAGAACUAGUUGUGAGAGCAGGCACCAUCGUCUUCGCCCUGCCAGGCAGUGUGGCUCCAUGGGAGCAAAGUUCAGCACUGAACCAGAGAACCCAGACGACUGUUGAGAAGGUCUGCGUGAAUGAGCUUCAACCAGAGGGAGAAUUCUCUUUGUGCAUGUCUAUUGAGAUGCCUAUAGAGAUCACUAAGCUGGAGUGCUCUCAUCAAAUCAAAAUCAAGAGAACAGAUUGUAUGGCUGUAGUGAGCACAUUACCAGAUCAGACUCUCAGCACUGAUGGCUUCCGGCUCAGCGUAACUCUGUUGCAGAUGCAUAUGCCCAGAAUGUGGGUGGAGAAACAUCCAGAAAAGGACACUGAGGCCUGCAUGUUGGUGUUUUAUCCAUACUUUUAUUCCAGUGGUGUUUCGGAUGUGAGUGAUGUGAUCAUAGUGCUGGAUACAUCAGAGUCCAUGAGAGGAGAUGCGAUGGUGAACGCACGCAGGGUUGCUCUGAAGGUGCUCAAUUCACUGGAUCGCUCACUAAGAGUCAACAUCAUCUCCUUUGGCUCUGAUUACAAAGAGGCCUUUCCUUCAUCAAGUGUGCUGGAGGACGUCUUUGAAGAAGCCAAGAAAUUCAUUAUGACCUCAGCUGCGGUUGGUGGAAGCACUGAGCUAUGGAGACCUCUGCGCACCCUGAGCCUGCUGCCUCCCUCACACAAAAUCAGAAAUGUGUUACUUAUCUCUGAUGGACAUGUGCAGAACCAACCUGAAACCCUGCAGCUGGUGCGAGAUAACGUCAAGCACACACGCCUCUUCACCUGCGGCCUCAGCUUGACAGCUAACCGUUACAUUCUGAGAGCUCUGGCUCAGGCAGGUGGAGGAACUUAUGAGUUUUUUGACACAAAGACAAAACACACCUGGGCUGAGAAGGUGAAUUCUCAGGUUCGGUGCAUGGUAUCACCAGGCUGUAGUUCUGUGACUGUGAAGUGGCAGAGGUUUAACUCCACAGCGCCCCCUCCUGUUCAGGCUCCAUCACAGCUCCAAGCUCUCUUCAGUGACUGUCACACUCUGGUCUAUGGCUUCGUCCCGCACUGCACCCAGGCCACACUGUUUGGUAAACUGAGGGGAAAGAAAAAAAUUGAGAACAUGGUUUCAACUACAGAAUUACAGAAGACUAAAGGAACAUUCCUUCACAAGCUAACAGCAAGAGCAAUCAUCAGAGACUAUGAGGAUGGCAGCCUUGGCUUUAGUGAGGCAGAACAUGAGGGGAAGAAAGCAGAGCUGAAAUCCUAUAUCAUCGAGCUCAGUAAAGAGUUCUCCAUCCUGUCCCAGUUCACCAGCUUUGUUGCUAUUGAAGAGAGAGACGAGGAACAACCCGACUCCGGUUUUACUGACAUCACUAAAAUAAUUGCAGAAGAAGAUGUGGAUGUUCUUUCUUAUAUGGGCUGGAGCUCUUUCGAACAAGAACAGUGGAAUCGGGAGUCAGAUGAGGAAGUUGCAGCCUCAUCACAGGGGAGUCAGGAGUCAGAUGAGGAAGAUGAAGAAAGUUCAAAGGGGAGUCAGGAGUCAGAUGAGGAGGAUGAAGAACGUUCAAAGUCAUGUCAGGAGUCAGUAGAUGAUAAUGAGUAUUACCAGGGGAGUCAGGAGUCAGAUGAGGAGGAUGAAGAGUGUUCAAAGGAAUAUGAUGAUGUUCAAUUCUAUGACUUUUUGAAACUUUCUGAAAUUUCUGUUAGUUCUUCAUUACACAUGACGGAGGAACAGAGUGAAAUAAGUGAGGGCUGCGCUUUUGUCAGACCACUCAAAUCUUUUGGAAGACGCAUGCCUGCAUUUGAAUGUGGUUCAUCUCCUGAUACUGUUUGUCCUUCCACUAAUGACAUUAUCCCAGAUUCUUCACCUGCUGAUAUCGAUAUUGAAGUUCCUCGUCAUCAUUGUUUUCAGCAAAAAUCUAAGAAAGCAUAUGAACCAAAAAUGUGCUCUCUUGCAUCAAUGGACGUACUUCCUCCUCGUAGUAAUGAUAGUCUGGCUUCUAAUACUUUUAUGCUUUCCAGAGCCAUUCCUUGUAGUGGUUAUCUCAGAGUCCCUCCCACUUCUAUUGAUAGAAGUGGGAGGGACUCUGAGAUAACCGCUUCUAUUGAUAGUCUCAGAACAACUCUUCCUAGUCCUUCUCCCGGAAGUACUGCUCUUGCUCCUGCUGCUCAUCUCGACCCCCCUUAUGUAACCCCUGUUUUUGGUUUUGGAUCUUCUGGAUCUUCUGUCCCCCCUUGUGGAUUCGGAGCCUCAAGUUAUUCUGCUCGUUCUUCUAGCUCUGAUUUCAGAGCCACUAAUGCUCCUGCAAUUGUUCGUUAUCAUUGUUCUCAAAUAGGUUCUUCUGUAUCCAUGGACACUUCUCUUCCACGUUUUGGCAUGGGAUUGCCUUCUAUAAUUUCCCAUGUUGAACAGUCUGCUCCUCCCCAUGCAACUGUUGACUUUGGAUUCCCUCCUCCAACUUCUACUGUUGGAAUGAGAGGCCCUGCUCCUCCACCUCCAGCUCCUGCCUUUGGAUUUACUCCUCCAGCUUCUACUGUUCAAUAUGGAGACCCUGCUUCGCCUCCUCCAGCUGGUGCCUUUGGAUUCCUUCCUUCAACUUCUACUGUUCAACAGGGAGCCCCUGCUCCUCGUCCUCCACGUGUUUGCUUUGGAUCAGCUCCUUCUGUUUAUUCUCAUCCUCCUGCUUUUUUGGAAGACCCUGCUCCUGCUUUUGAUUCUGAUGCUUUUGCUAGUAUGCCUUUGAGACUCCAUCAGAAAUCAUUUUCUGGCUUUAACAUUCAGCAAUCUGCAACAAUUCCACAAUCCAAAAUUAUGAGGCUAUCUGCAAAAAAGAUAUGCAGAAUUCCAAGAGAAGGCUUUGACCAAAUGCUGAAAGACAGCAUAAGUGAACAAUCCAGUCAACCUGAAAGGAUCAACUGGGAGGAUCUGUUUAAUCUUCAACACCAGGAUGGGUAUUGGGAAUGUACUGGGACUCUAAGUAGAUUCCUAGGCCUGGAUGUAGACUUCUUUGCUAAUGUCUUCCUGAAAGAAAAAGGCAUCUGCUCUUUGGGCGCAAAGGCUCAAGCCGACAUCUUGAAGCUGGUAGCUACGCUGCUGGUGCUACAGUUGAUGCGAGUGAUGAAGAUGGCAGACGGGAAACUGUUCCAGACUCUCUUCCGCCUCGCUGACCACCCAGAGCCCAGGCCAGCCUGCUGGGAGGCGGUGAAGAGGGCAGUGGAGUGGGUGUGCUGGGCAGACAGACAGUACCCAUGUGUAUGCAGCAGACUGGAGCUUGGCUUGGAUUGGGAGUCCUGCACACGCCAACUGCUGAAAGUGGAUUCACUGCCGCCCUUCUCAACUCUGAUCCCAUUGCUCCAGAGAAGCACCCCAGUUAUGUAGAAUCCACACUUCCACUAAUUUUCUCGUUUUUUCUUUUUCUUGACAUUAUUUUAAUUAUGUUACAUUUCUUAUUAAACGAAAUACUGUUAGUGCAUGGAUUGAUCAUUUUGGAGAGUAUUGUACUUUUAAAUUAACAAUGCGUUAUAAAUCGUUUUUAAGUAAUCAUAUUAGUGGUAAAUAAAAUUCAACUUAUUUCUGUGUGGGAACGACGUUUUGUUUUUGAUCUUCUGGUUCUUCAUCAUCUGUUAAUUUUGUUUCUUUUUUGUGUUUCUUAUUACUAGUUAUUGAACUGAUGUAUCCUGAGCAUUGAGGUUGGAUAUUGAUUGAUAUGAGUUUGGAAUUUUAGCAAGUAUUUUACCUGGUUCUGAAUCUGCAUUUAAAUUGGUUGUGACAAAGUUUUAUGGAAACAGUUUUUCUCCUCUGUGAUUCUCUCCAUUCCACACAUUUGGAUCAUCUGUUAUGCUAUAACAAUACAUACAUACAUACAUACAUACAUGUUAAUUGUAAAAUUAUAGCUGAAAUGAUGCACUUUAAAAUGUCAUCAAUGUAAUGUAAUACAGAGCAAAUAGUAAACUUGUCUAUUUUCUGCCUUGUCUUGCAUAUGAAACUGUUAUUAAGAUUUAUAUUGUGGAUGUAUGUACCUGUCAGCCAGGACAAUGACGACCUCACAGCCUUAAAGGUGAGCUCAUUGUCCUUGGCUGCUUCCAAGUCGUAAAGAACACGCACUUUUGGUGUUUCUUUAAUUAUACUGGUAUUAAAAGGUCAGCUGCCAAACAAAGUGGUGGGGUUUCUGCUUGUUGCUUCUGCUCCUGCAAGGAUAGCUCACUGAGUGCACAGAACCAGAAAAAAGGGACUGUAGCAUUUUAUUUUUUUCAUUUGUAAUAUCAAGAAUAUUAGAAUGCAUAACAGUACUGUGUAACUUUAACAAAAUGUUGUAUGUAUCGGUAAAAUAUGUGAGUAUAUGUCUUUUUAUUUAAAGUACAUAUUUAUUUUGAUAAUCAGGUAAAACAAAUAUAAUAUAUAAACUAUAUACUCAGAAAAAAGAAACAAAAAAAAAAGAAAACACUAUUAAGAGAGUUUCAAGGCUCUGGAAAAACAUGCCACACAAUGCACAAGCCAACUUUAUCCUAUAUGAAAUAUUUGCAUGUGUACCAGUGGGGAAAAAAAUGUGUGAACCUUUGGCAACAUGUGAAGGUGGAUUUCAUAAUGCCUUGAAAUUCCAUGUAAGCUGAAGUAAACAUGAUAAUGUGAAAA